Molecule: messenger RNA, 1641 nt
Organism: Penicillium canescens
Lineage: Eukaryota; Fungi; Ascomycota; Eurotiomycetes; Eurotiales; Aspergillaceae
Product: amidase
Exons: 7
Coding region: 1-1641 (546 amino acids)
Source: RefSeq, a predicted model, not a curated record
AUGGACUGGGAAUCCCUCGCAACGAAGAAGAGGAGUGACCUCGAGGCGUCAAUUCCUCCAGAAUGGCGCAUCAAAAUUCACCCCGCUGACGGCUCUGUCAUGUCAUUCCCAAGGACGAGUGGACACCUCACACCGGAAGAACUGGUUAUUACUGAAUGCUCAGCUACAGAGUUGGUUCAAAAUCUAGCUACUGGAAAGCUUACCUCAGUUGCGGUCACCAGGGCGUUUUGCAAGAGAGCCGCGCUGGCGCAUCAGUUGACGAAUUGCAUUCAUGAGUUUUUCCCCGAUAUUGCGCUAGCCAGAGCGCAGUAUCUGGAUGGUUACUUUGCAGAGCACAAGAAGCCAAUCGGGCCAUUGCACGGACUGCCCAUUUCAUUGAAAGACCAACUCCGCGUAAAGGGUCUUGACACUACUAUGGGUUAUGUUUCUUGGAUUGGAAAGAAGGAUAACGAUAAUUCUGUCCUUACGACCAUGCUUCUCAACGCUGGUGCAGUACUCUACGUCAAGACCUCUGUACCCCAAAGUCUGAUGGUGUGCGAGACCGUCAAUAACAUCCAUGGCCGUACCACGAAUCCGCGAAACAAGAACUGGUCUUGUGGAGGGAGCUCUGGGGGAGAGGGCGCUAUCGUUGCAUUGCGUGGCGGUGUGAUAGGGGUUGGAACUGACAUUGGUGGCUCGAUACGAGUUCCGGCAGCCUUUAAUUUCCUUUACGGUCUCCGACCUAGUCAUGGCCGUCUUCCCUACGCUAAGAUGGCCAACAGCAUGGAAGGACAAGAGACGAUCCACAGCGUAUGCGGACCACUUGGCCAUUCCGUAGCUGACAUGCGACUCUUUGUUACAUCUGUUCUCUCUCAGGAACCUUGGUCCUACGACUCAAAGGUUAUUCCAAUGCCGUGGCGACGAGACGAAGAGGAGACUAUCAAGACCAAGAUAUCCUCCAGUGGAUUGACUCUAGGUUAUUAUUCAUGUGACGGCAACGUUAUGCCUCAUCCACCGGUUCUACGAGCAGUUCAAACUGUUAUCAAUAAGCUCAGUGAAGCUGGGCAUACAGUUCAUCCUUGGGAACCUUACAAGCAUGCACAUGGUGUUAGCCUUGCCAAUCGCAUAUACGCGUCUGACGGGGGAGCUGAUAUAUUCGGUGUUCUCAAAGCUUCUGGAGAGCCAGCAAUCCCGAAUAUCGCCGAUCUAGUGAGCCCAAACCUGCCAAAGAUGAACGUCAAUGAGCUUUGGGAUGUGCAGCUUCAGAAAUGGGAUUACCAAUGCGAAUAUCUUUCCAAAAUCCGUCAAUUUGAAAAGGAGCUUGGCAAAGAGCUAGAUGCUAUCAUUGCUCCUAUUACGCCUACCGCGGCUAUCCGACAUAAUAAAUUCAAGUAUUACGGAUACGCCAGUGCUAUCAACAUUCUCGAUUUUACUAGCGUCGUGGUGCCAGUCACGUAUGCUGACAAGGCUAUCGAUGUCAAAAACGAGAAGUUGAAGCCGCUGUCAGAUAUUGAUAAGACUGUGCAGGCUGAAUAUAACCCGGCAGAGUAUCAUGGCGCACCGGUGGCAGUGCAGAUCAUAGGAAGGCGAUUGACUGAGGAGAGAGUGAUGUGUAUCGCCGAAGAAGUAGGGCGUCUACUUGGGAACGAGGUAACACAGUAG